Molecule: messenger RNA, 837 nt
Organism: Diaporthe citri
Lineage: Eukaryota; Fungi; Ascomycota; Sordariomycetes; Diaporthales; Diaporthaceae
Exons: 1
Coding region: 1-837 (278 amino acids)
Biological process (GO): anaphase-promoting complex-dependent catabolic process
Cellular component (GO): anaphase-promoting complex
Source: RefSeq, a predicted model, not a curated record
AUGCUUCGCCGCCCGCCCACCGUGCUGACCCUCACCUCCGAGGACGUCAAGGCCUACGAGGACCACCGCGAGGCCGAGGCCUUCCAACAUGCCACCGCUGCGGCCCAGCUCAGGAGGCAGCAGCAGCUGGCCCGCAACAUGAGCGGCAUGGACAUCACGGGGAUCACAACCUCGAGCGACGAGGAAGACUACUCUGAGCAAGAGGCCUCCUACUACCCCAACCGAACAUACAGCCACAACGCAAGGAUAUCGCGCGAGGAGAACAUCGGGGGCCCGCCUGACGAGGGCAUCUACCGUAACGAGGGAGACUCCGAUGACUACGACGACGCGGCCGAGGGCGGCCAGGCAGGGGAGGACGCCUUCAUCGAGGACGAUGACAUGGCGGAGGCGGAGCAGAUGGACCUCGACGCCGACCAGAAUGACAACUUCGACGAUGACCACCACGAAAUCUCCGGCGGUGUCGUCCCGAAUCUGCACCACGCCCGGCGGCAACAGCAACAAGAACCGAUAUUCCCCUCGCCGCCGCCAGCGCCGUCCCGGAUGACGAGGUCCACGAGAUCGGCCAGCACAGAGCCGUCCUCAUCACAGGCCGGGCAGCAACACCAGCAGCACCAGCAGCAGCCGGCCCCCGCGGGCAGGUUCGCCCGCGGGGCCGGCGCGGCAUCCCAGACGCACCGCCGGGCGCCUUCCGGCAGAGCGGCAGCAGCGGUAUCCGCCGAGGCGACCACGCCCACGCCCGUCGCGCAGGCCCAGCGGGACGCGGCGGACAGGGUGCGCGCGAGGGCCACGAGGAGCCGCGACGAGAGGAUCGGGGUCUCCAGGGGUGGCAGGCGCUGA